Molecule: messenger RNA, 6250 nt
Organism: Vespa velutina
Lineage: Eukaryota; Metazoa; Arthropoda; Insecta; Hymenoptera; Vespidae
Gene: Rtf1
Product: RNA polymerase-associated protein RTF1 homolog
Exons: 11
Coding region: 160-2247 (695 amino acids)
Cellular component (GO): Cdc73/Paf1 complex
Molecular function (GO): RNA polymerase II C-terminal domain phosphoserine binding; DNA binding
Source: RefSeq, a predicted model, not a curated record
AAGACCUGUAGUACCGAUAAACACAGCCUCGUCGUUUGGCAUCGACGUUCCCGCGCUGGUCUCUUCCUAGUUUAUUUAUUCUCCUUGCAUGAAGUUAGAUUGUUCUUUGUCGGGAGGGCGUGAGUUUUCCACGAUAUUCGCGCGAAUAUUAACGUGACGAUGCCGAAAAGAAAGAAUCAAGCAUUAAUAGAUUCUGAAAGUAGUGGCAGCGCAUCGGAAAGUGGCUCGGAUUUGGAUAAUGAUCUACUGUCACUUGCCAAGAAGAAGAAAGGUAAAUCUCAAGAUGACUCCCAAUCCAAUGAAGACAACAAUGUCGCUAAGAAAGACGUCAGGCAUGAUUCUGAUACAUCAGAUUCUGACGAUGAUUGGGGAGCAAAAACUGGAAAGAGUAAAAAGAAAAAAGCACCGACUAAAAGAAGUAAACGAAAGAUGACAAAAUCUAGUAGCGAAGAUAGUGGAAGUGAAAAGGAAUCUGCAAAAGUUUCAGAACCAGAGGAAGGUGAAGUCUCAGAUUCUGAUGCAAGCGUUUCGGAUUCUAGUCAAGAGGAAUUUAAUGAUGGUUAUGAUGACAAAUUAAUGGGAGAUGCGGAAGAUCAAGCGAGACUAGCACAAAUGACUGAAAAAGAAAGAGAACAAGAAAUUUUUAAACGGAUAGAACAAAGAGAAAUCAUGAAAACUAGAUUUGAAAUAGAGAAAAAAUUGAGAAUGGCAAAGAAACAAGAACUCAAGAAGCAAAAGGAAUCAAAGAAGAAGGAAAAGGGUGUGGAAGAUAAAAAGAUAGAUAGAGCACCGGAUCCUAAGGAGAGAAGUAAAGAUCGUAAGAAGACAAUAGAGGAGAAACAAGAUAAAAAGUUUCAUGCAAUGUCUUUGCUGAAGGCAAGACGUGAAGAAAAGAAAGAAAGAGAGGAAAAAGAAAAGCAACGAAUAGAGCAGCAACAACAACAAUCAAAAGAUAUAGAAGAGGAGGAAUUAGAAGAUGAUCAUAAAGGAGGUGCGAAUAAGACGAAGUUGAAAGCUUCAGAUAUUUAUUCCGACGAUAGUGGUUCUUCGGACAGUGGAGAAGAGGAAACAAGUAAGCCAGCAUCACAUCAAAGGUCAUCUUCCAGCGAAAGUAGGGAUUCUGAUUCUGAUAAUGACAAAAAAUCUGUGACUAGUAACAAAGCUAAACCGAAAAAACCAUUAUACGUCAGUACUAAAGAAGAUUUGAACAAAAUCAGAUUAUCUCGCCAUAAAAUGGAAAGAUUUGUUCAUCUUCCAUUUUUCGAUCGAGUUGUACAAGGUUGCUUUGUUAGAAUUGGCAUUGGAAAUAAUAAUGGCAAGGCGGUUUAUAGAGUAGCAGAGAUCAGCGGUGUUUGUGAGACUGGUAAAAUUUAUCAAUUAGGUGGUACAAGAACAAACAAAGGAUUGAAAUUAAGACAUGGUGCUCAGGAACGUGUAUUUAGAUUAGAAUUCGUAUCGAAUCAAGAAUUCACAGAAUCUGAAUUCUUUAAAUGGAAAGAGACAUGUGCUUUGCAAGGGAUAUCAAUGCCUACAUUCGAUGAAGUAGAACAAAAAUUGAAGGACAUUAAGGAGGCCUUAGUAUACGAAUUCAAAGAAGAGGAUAUUGAGAAAAUAGUAAGAGAAAAAGAAAGAUUUAAACAAACUCCAUAUAAUUAUGCGAUGAAAAAAGCACAAUUAAUGCGAGAAAGAGAUGCAGCCAAUUGUAGAGGAGACGAUGAAACUGCAAGUCGUCUUAAUCAAGAAUUGAGCGAACUAGAAGAACGUGCUUCUGAACUUGAUAAAAUGCGAACAGCAACAAUAUCAAGUAUCUCGUACAUAAAUGACCGUAAUAGGAAAAAGAAUGUUGAAGAAGCAGAAAAGGCUAUUAUGGAAGAAAUAAAAGCUAAUAAGGGGAAGAAAGUAGACGAUCCAUUCACUAGACGUAGUACGAAACCGAGAAUGGUUUAUAAACCUGACGAUGAGGAUACACCUUCUGCGACUGGAGCAAAUGAAAAGUCAGGUUCUCAACAAAUUGGUGACUCUAUUUCAAUUGGAAAUGAAAAAGAAAAUGGUCAAGAAGUAAAGAAAAAACAAAGUACUGAAGAUUUAUUCAAUGCUCAUGAUUUUGAUAUCACAAUAGAUUUAGAAGUACCAAUCCCAAAUAAUCCCGUUAGCGUUUUACCCAAACCUGUCAGUAAUAUCAAGGAUACAGGACCUCGUCGUUCCUUAAAUUUAGAAGAUUAUAAGAAGAAACGUGGACUUAUCUAACAGUUUAUUUACCUUAGACUGAAUAAUGCUGAAAUUAAUUUAUCAACGUUAUGUUAUAAUAACCGAUAUAAAUAUCUUAGCUAUUUUUGUCACUAUUGAAAGAAGGACAAAAUUAUAGUAUUGCUAGCUGCUCAUCAUAAUGAUUAUUAUCUUUUUAAAUGAUUAUUAUAGAGAGAGAUCAUAUUGCUAUUAUUGAGAGAAAGAUUUCUUAGUAAACAUGAAGAGAGGUUGUCGGUAUUAUUAUAAGAAUACUUUUCUUGAAUAAUAAGCUUAUAAGUACUUAAAAAAAAAAAAAAGAAAAAAAAAAGAAAAGAAAAAAAAAAGAAAAAAAAAAUAGAAAAAAAAAAGAAAAGAAAAAAAAAAUGGUACAUAGCAUUACCAUUUGGAUGUUGGAAGAAAUUCUUAGUUCCACUUUUUCUUUUUUAAAUUUCAUCAUAAAUUUAGAAAAAUUUUAGCUCAUAUAUACACACACACACACACACACACACAGUCAUUUCUAUAACUAGACGAUAAAUUAAAAUGAAAUAAAUUAAAUUAAAAGGAAAAAAGUGGCAAGAUAUUUUAUAAUAAAGAUAUAUAGGAUCGCGUGUCCUAAUAUUUUUCUUGUAAGUACUCAUGCGUAUACUUCGCUACUAAUUAAUUAUGUAUUUCAUAUUCAUAUAUAAUUUCCCUCUCUUUCUUUCUCUCUCUCUCUCUCUCUCUCUCUCUCUCUCUCUCUCUCUCUCUCUCUCUCUCUCUCUCUCUCUCUCUCUCUAUCUCUCAAUCAUGAAAUUUUUAUAUUAUUCAUAAUAGAAUUUGUAAUUAUUCCACUACGAGAUACUACAUAUGAAACUUUAGUAUAAAUAGCUAUUAAAUUUAAUAGUUCUACCAUGCUAUCAAUUAUAUAAUCUUCCAAUGAAGAUAUUGUAUAAUUCUAGUAGUUAUCUUUAUUGUUUUUUUUUGUGGUAUUGAUAUUAUAUCGAUGUUAUUAACGUUAAUAAUUGAUGAAAAGAUUAAAAAAUGACAUAUUUUUUAAAAAAUUUUGUAAAUAAGUUUUUAACAUAAAUUUUUAUUCGAAAUAUUAUGCCAUCUUGACAAUUUUAUGAAUAGCAAUGGUAACAAUUUAAGUUUUUCUUUACUUUUUCUUUCUUUUUUCUUUCUUUCUUUUUUUUUUUUUUUGUUUUUUUUUUUUUUCGUUUUUUUUUUUUUUUUAAGUGUUAUGAAAUGCUUAAGAUAAUCACGAUUGGUGAAAUACAGUAAUAAUCGAAAAUUUAUGCUAUUAGGAAUUACUUAUAAAAAAAAAAUUGUAUUAUUGAAGAAAAUUAUUUUUAUCUACAUUAUCUACAUACAAAAAUAUAAUGAUUAAUAUCUUUUUAAUAUGUAACUAUAUUCAAAGGAACAUGGUAUCUUUAAUAAAGAAAAAUUCUCAUAUCUUCAAUUAAAGUUUUGUACCUCGUCGAAAUAUGACUAUACCAGUACUGAAUGCUAUUAAUGAACUUUGUAAAUAUCUUGGAAAUGACAGAAGUUUUAUAAUUAUUUAAACGUUUCCAAACUAUAUUUCAUGAAUUAAAAUGAAAUAGUUUCUCUAUGUGAUCAUUAAAAUACAUGACACAUUGCAAAUGCGUAUCAAUUUAAGAAUUAUGAUAUUGUAUUAUUACAAAUAUCAAAUGUAAUUGAUUUAUUGUAAAAAAAAAAAAAAAGAAAAAAACUAUCUAUAAAAAUAUUCACUUUUGUAUAUGUAUAGACAUACGCAACUAUAUAUGUGCAUAUAUAAUCAAUGGCUGUGUAAUUAAUUCUUUAACUGUUAGUAGCAUGUGUAUGUGAUUGAACUCUGUUUUUAUUUCUUUUGUUAUUUUUAUGAUAACAAAUAGUACUCGAAACAAAGUUAGUAAAGAUCAAAAUUGAUAUACAGAAAAGUAAACAUUCUCUAAGAACGUUUUGAAUAACUAUGUUAAGUUUUGAACACAACAUGGUAUUGAAAAAUAAAAAAAUAAUAAUUAUAUUCAUACAGUUAAAGGAUUAACAUUAUAUAGACAAAUUUUUAGGAACAUUACUUAUUGCUUUUGAAGGAGUGAUUUCUUAUUUGUAUAAUUUUUGUAGGGAGCAAAAAAAAUUCAUAUACAUAUAUAUACGAAUGAAUAUUUGACGAUUAUCAAAUAUAAUUUUGUAAAUAUAUAUACAUAUAUAUAUAUAUAUAUAUAUAUAUAUAUAUAUAUAUAUAUACAUAAAUAUUUGUAGAGAGAAAAAGAUCGCAGAAAAGCGAUUAGAAGAUCUUGAAUACUUCUUUAAAAUAUACUCCAGAAUAUGAUGCUAUAUACACAAUACUGUAAAAUAAAUCUAAGUUAUAGAUCCGUUAGAAAGAUAUGAUCUAAUUGUUCAUAAAAUCUUACAUUUAAGUAAUAACUUUAAGUAUUAAAAUUUAAAGGAUUUGCAAUUUGCCAUUGCAAUUUACUCUUAUACAAUUUAAAGAAAUCUUUGUAGACUCUUCGAUUAUCUAUAUGUUUAUUAUUUUAUUUAGAUAUGUGAUAUAUUUGUUACAAGGCAUGUUAUUCAAAUUUAUGUAACUGUUUUAACAUAAUUAAUAAUCGAUGAUUUUUCAUUUGGAUUGUAAAAUACUGUUCGACUUUAUAAUCAUACUAUUAAGUAUCAUUAUCGAUAAUCUCUAUAAAAUUGGCGUCAGUAUUAUAUUAAUAUAAUCCAAAAGAAAAACACCAUAUAAAUAUUACUUGUUCAUCCUUUAUUUGCCAAAAUAAUAAUAGUACUAAUAAAAAUAAUCAAAAUUGCCAUUAUAAUACAUAUAAUAAAAAAUUUUGUUACAGAGGCUUCUUUAGGAGAAACGAGAAGUUCAUAUUUCGCGGUAUCUACUUUCCCGCGUAAAUGCGCGCGCAAAGAUGGCGGUAACCUGCGCAGUCGAGAAGAUGCGAUAGAGUCGUGCGUACGGGUCGUUUGCACGGCGCUGCCCAUAUAAGUGAUCAUGAGGGACGAACGACAAAAACCACAAUGAAGUUGGUCACAAUGGAGGAAAAAAGGGCGCGCAUUAGUUGCUAUAUAAAAACUUGUUUCUCCGAACGAAUUUCAUGGUCGCGAAAUGUGUAUUUAUUUUCUUAUAUAUUACUUGGAAUGAAUGACGUGACAAUGAACUAGAAAAGUUGAAUAGAGGGAAGGAAAAAUUCGUCUACGACACCACCGUAUAUAAGGAGAAUUAUUAUCGGCAGAAAGGAACAACCAAUGUCAUCGAAUUCCUGAAGACGUUCGUCAGAGAAGAAGUUUCGAAUAAAAUAUAAACGUAGAAUUAAACUUCGAAUAUUAUCGAAUUUAUUUGUUCAAAAAUAUGAUAUCUUAAAUAUAUAAACGAACAAACAAAUAACGUAAUAUAUCUAUAAAUAUAUACAUAUACAUAUGUACAUAUGUAUGUACAUCAUAUAUAUGUACAUACAUAUGGAGAAUGUAACGUAUAAAGGAGAAUAGUACGCGGGCGCGUAGUCAAGACAACGUUAGUCAAAAUCAUUCCCGUCGAUGCCUUUUGAGGAUCAAUAAGUUAGUUUCUUUGAUUUAAAGAACCGAUAUAUAGUAAUAUCUAUCUUUGCAUUGCAAUGUCAGACUUGGUUGCUGCUUGCUUGUGGCCCGAGGAAACAAUGCAAGCUUUUAUUGUCUCUCUCUUUCUCUCUCUGUUUAGUACGUCGCUGUGACUCAUUGCUAUACUAAAUGACACACGUUAGCAGUCGAGAGAGAGAGAGAGAGUGAGAGAUAGAGAUAGUGACAGAGAUACUCAACGUCGAUGAAACGCCAACGUUUAUUCCAGAAUAAACUCCAAUUUUUCUUUUCUUUUUUUUUUUUUUUUUUUUAACAGUUAUCGUUAAAUUAAAUCAAGAUAAAAUUAGAAUAAAAUAAAAGGAAGCGGUGCGCUCAGGAUGGAUAUCGACACCAACAGGCGUCAGGAGUAACCGUGGCGGACGUCUGCAAGACGACGUACGAAGAAAUAAAGAAGGACAAAAAGCACCGAUACGUGAUCUUUUACAUCAAA